AUGCCUCCUUGUUUCGAUAAUGCAGAUUCAGUUACAUUUCGUAAACGAGAAAAACUUGUUGCACUAUUAGGUCGAACUGAUACCGGAAAAACAAGUGCAUUUAAUAUAAUGACCGGCCUUUCUCAACGAAUCGGCAAUCGAAUAUCAAGUACUACUCAACAAUGUUUUUCGCAUUCAAAUUUUAUUGAUACGCCUGGUUUCGGUGAUACUCGUGGUGGUGAAUCAUCUCAUCUUUCUUUAGUUGAUUUUUUUAUUUCACUUUCAUCUGGUAUUGAUGUUCUUCUUUAUUUUGUUCGAUUUGGAGCAAUGAAUUCAACUGAUCUCGAUCUAUUUGUGGAUAUAUACAAACGAAUAUUAUCAAUAGAGGCAUACUCUAAUUCUUGUCUUGUUGUAACUGAUUAUUCAUUACCGAAUCUUGAACAAAUAAAUCUUAAUGACAAUGAAGAAAGAAAACAUCUUCUUAAACAACUACAUGAAAAUGAUAAAUAUUCAUAUGUACUGAAUAAAUUUGAUAAUCGAGUUAUAUUUAUUGAUAUAUCGCCAUUCGAUUAUAGAAGACGAGAAAUAUCGAAAGAAGUCAUAGAAAAAUUUCUCGCUUCAUUUCAACCAACAAAACGUUUUAAUUGUCAAAAUCUUCAAGAUGCAUAUCGGCUUCUACGACGUACACAAGAAAUGGAAACACGUUGUUUAGAUUUUAAAACUGAAAUCGAUCAAUUGAAAACACAAAAUCAACAUUUAACACAUUUAUAUGAACAACAAAUACGACAUUGUAGAGAUUUAGAAGAAUCAUAUCAACGUUCAACAAAACAAUUAGAACAAGUACAUGAACAAACGUUAUUAACUAUUGAAAAUAAUCAUAUGAUAACAAUUGAAGAAAUGAAACGACAAGAAUAUCGAAUACGUAAUGAAGUUAAACAAGUACGAAAUCAAUUAGAAGAAAUAGAACGUGAUAUGGAACGAAGUUUAACAUUUAGUGUUGCUUCUUAUAUUCCAUUUAUUAAUAUCAUAACAAAUAUUAUUGAACUGAAUACAAAACGACGUAUCACACACCGUAUUCGAAAAACAUUGCAUACAAAAAAGAAAGGAUCGUGA
Messenger RNA from Rotaria socialis, 1092 nucleotides. NCBI's taxonomy places the organism in Eukaryota, Metazoa, Rotifera, Eurotatoria, Philodinida, Philodinidae. The record is from the annotation of a GenBank genome assembly.